UCCUCCUCCAGGCUGGCCAGAGUCUCAGGACAGGACGACAGGGCAGAACUGGCCAGGGCAGAGUGCGAUGGUGCAGGCAGGACCUUCUUCAUGGAUGUCGGUGGGAAGGCUGCUGCUAGUGAUCUAGAGGGCUUGUAGGUUGUUAUUUCCUACGCUGAGAAGGUUGAGGUAUCCUCCCAGCAGCUGCAGUAUUUUUAGAUCACUUCUGAAGGUACAAAAAUGUCGUCUCCAAGUCCGGGCAAGAGGCGAAUGGAUACCGACGUGGUGAAACUCAUUGAGAGCAAGCAUGAGGUCACUAUCUUAAGUGGGCUCAACGAGUUUGUGGUCAAGUUUCACGGACCACCUGGAACACCAUAUGAAGAAGGUGUGUGGAAGGUUCGGGUGGAUCUACCAGAUAAAUACCCUUUCAAAUCACCAUCAAUAGGAUUCAUGAAUAAAAUCUUUCAUCCUAACAUUGAUGAAGCGUCAGGAACUGUGUGUUUAGACGUCAUUAACCAGACAUGGACAGCUCUGUAUGACCUCACCAACAUCUUUGAGUCGUUCCUCCCUCAGCUGCUUGCCUACCCCAACCCCAUCGAUCCUCUGAACGGGGAUGCCGCCGCCAUGUACCUGCACCGGCCAGAGGACUAUAAACACAAGAUCAAAGAGUACAUACAGAAGUAUGCCACAGAGGAGGCUCUAAAGGAGCAGGAGGAGCGCAGGGGGGACUCCUCCUCCGAGAGCUCCAUGUCAGACUUUUCCGAGGACGAGGCUCAGGACAUGGAGUUGUAGUGAAAGCGGAGCCGCCUUCAAAUCACAACAGACUGUCAUUUCCUAAAGAGCAGAAACUUAGUACUAUAUUCAUAUUUAAACAGACAAUUUUUUUACAGCAACAUAAGGAUUUUUAUCGCUACAUGAGGAUUUGCAGUAUGAAAAAUAUACCCAUGUUUUGGGAAGUCAUCACCACCUGCCCUUCCCCCUCCUCUUCAUCCCAAGAGCUUGUCUAGAUCAAAACGGGGGGCUUCAUUAUGUUGGCUGAUCUUUUGUAUCCUUGCCUGAGGUUUGUCAGACGGCUUGACAGGACUGAACCAUGAGCGACCAGCACAGGAGGACAGCCAUCAGUGAAUCUUCACCACAGGCCCCAUCUCUCCAUUUUUCUUAGUUGUUUUCUUAAAUCAGCAUUUUACUUCAUUAUCAGCUGUCAGACAGUGCCGGAUGACAAUCCAUGUUUUCUGAGGGGUGUGAAGAGCGAAAAACCACCUCCCUUCUUUUCACCCUCAACAUGUUCCCGGUUCAUUUUUUUCGCACUGGAGGAGACGCCAUCAGAAUGAUCUUUUUUUUUUUUUUUUAAGAGUUGAAGAGGAGAAAGCCGCGAUGCACUCGUGUGUUCUGUGCACAGACUGCAGACGGCUUCCAGCGGGACUGCCUUUUGGCACAAACCUGCAGACAUGUGGCACGUUAUCAGAUCACAUCAGCCGUGACGAGUCACGCGGACGCCACAGCGUGUAUAUGUGUGUGGACGCAUGGAUGUAAUCCAUUGAUAACCUGUGUUGUACUGGCCCCUGAUGCUCAGCAGAGAACAGGAGAGAGGUUCAUAACCCUGAUCCCUCUUUUUUCUUCAGCAUCCAAGUCCUCCUCUUCCUCUCCGUUUUAGGAAAGCGUUUGGCAUUCUCUGAGUAUCUUUGUGUAUCGUGGCAUGACACAGAAGUAAAGUUUGUGUAGGCCUUUGUGGAGCUGUAUCGCUGUGGGCAUGAAACAGAUGGCUUUGUGUGUCGGGGCUGGGUUCAGAGGGGAUUCUUGUUGAAUUUAUCUUUGCCUAUUGCUUUUGCUGAAUUAUAAUAGGUGUCUGACUUGCGUAGGGAUAGUUAAUUUCUUUGCGGGUGGUGUAUCCUAUCAUAAUGUAUCGUUUAAUACUUAUAUAAUACACAAGUUUAAAAACUACUUUUCCUGUAAAGUUGAGGAGAAUUUGACAUUUUUGUCUGUAGGGUGACUGUUCAGUGGAGUCAUCUAAAGACAAGUCGCCUCCCUGCUUGUCUGCACCACUGUCAUAUGUAAGUGUGUCCUUCAGAAAACAUCACCGUCGUCCAACCAGAGCAUACUUUUUUCUCAACCUUACCCCCUCACUCCCGGGUCUUUCAGCAGGGUCACAGUUGCCAUUUCAUGCUGUUGAUAGUUUUUUUUUCAAAAUGAUGGGACCAAAAUGUUACAGACCUGUUAGUUUCAUGUAUCCCACAAAAGAGUACAAGUUCUCCUCAGGUUUGAUUUGUGGAUAAGAAAUAUAGGUUGAAUUUUGAAGGUUAAUUCACAACGUUGUUCAGUAAUGUUAAACUCUAAAGCCACUUCAAUUCAGGUUCUUCUCCUUCAGUGGAUGCUUAAAAAGUUUUUUGUCCUGGUUUACUCACAAUAAGGUUUAUACACUGGUUUGAGUCAAAACGGUAGGAUUCCAGAGCUGGGACAGUUAUUUGGUAAAUCUCGUGAUGGUAUACUGGUUCGUUUUUUUGUGUAGGAUUAAAACUGGUAGUGUUUGUUACAUACAGCCUUUGGAUUGCAGAACAGUAAGCUGUAAGAGAAAGCAAAAACUGAAGCAUAUAACCAUCAAAAGGGCCCAUUUCUUCUUGUUUGAAGAAAAACUGAUUCUUAUCUUGGCUUAUUAUUAAGGCAAGAUGAAUAAUAUCUUUAUUUUGAAUAUCAAACUUUAGGGGAUUUACACCUUCUUUUUUUUCUAACAUGCUGUGUAAUUGUUUUGGUCAACAGUCUAAUUGAAAUGCUCCUGAUUUUUACCAAAUGUUAUUCUUAGGAUAACAUGAUGUCACAGUCAGUUUUCAAACGCAGCAAAAACAAACCACUGUCCAGCCUCUUUGUCAUCUGGAUUUGUCAUUUUGUGUGUUUUUUGUUUUUUUUAAUUUACACAACACACAUUUGAUGCCUAUGAUUUAUAUGUUUUAAUUUUUAUCUUUUAAGCCCUACGUGCAGGAUACAGAUAAAGAUAUCCGUAAUUUUUAAAGGCAAAAAAAUCAAUAAAUGUGCUUCCCUUGUAACUUGAACAAAUAAAUAAAUUUGAAAAAAAAAAAAAAAAAAACAAGAAGUACACGUUUUUGUUUUUUAUUUUUCACCACUACCAUAUAUGCGUCUGACACUUAUUGAUUAAAAAUUCUGUUUAGUUUGAUUGUAAACUGAUUUUGGACUCGUCAUGCUGUGAUGGAUUUACAAACAUAACAGAUCGUUAAAGCGUGUUCUUCUCAUAUCCACCAGGUGGCAGUGUCUCCUAGACUAAUGCUAUGAUCAUGAGUGUUCAGAGGAAGUGGCUCUAUUAUAGAUAACAUUUGGUUAAUAGUGUUAAUUUUGGUGUGAACACAUCUGUGGAUUAUAUUGCUGAAGGUUUUUAAACCUUCCACUUCUGCAGGAAAUAAAAUGCUCAAAGCAAUAAAAUAUGAAACCUCAAUUCGUUUUUUUUAACCUUCUAAAGUGGGAUCAUAUCUGUUACAU
Cololabis saira (Pacific saury) is the source of this 3465-nucleotide messenger RNA. RefSeq names its product ubiquitin-conjugating enzyme E2 H. The coding region runs from base 220 to 771 and encodes 183 amino acids. Gene Ontology annotation, cellular component: nucleus. Lineage: Eukaryota; Metazoa; Chordata; Actinopteri; Beloniformes; Belonidae. The transcript is spliced from 7 exons. Gene Ontology annotation, biological process: protein polyubiquitination; ubiquitin-dependent protein catabolic process. Gene Ontology annotation, molecular function: ubiquitin conjugating enzyme activity. The record is from RefSeq and is a predicted model, not a curated record.